UUGUAUGUUUUUGUUUCGGAGUAGCAGUCAUGUGAUAUCAGUCAGCGAAAAUGGAGCUGUCGUUCAAAUUGCUUUUCUGUUCAAUCCUAAUUUGCCUAACUUCAAAAGGUAGCCAUGCUGUUGACAGUCUGCGGUUCCUCAUCAUUGGGGAUAUGGGAGGAGUUGAUUAUGCACCAUACAGUACUUACUAUGAAAGAUCAACUGCUGCAGAAAUGGGAAAAAUUGCAGACCUUUACUCACCCCAGUUUGUAAUGGAACUGGGAGAUAACUUUUAUUACGAUGGUGUGAAAGAUGUUAAUGAUUUCAGAUUUCAGGCCACAUUUGAAGAUGUUUACACUGCAAAAUCCCUUCAAAUUCCGUGGUACUUUAUUGCUGGGAACCAUGACCAUCAUGGUAAUGUCACAGCCCAAAUAUUAUACACUCAGCGUUCUAACAGAUGGAAAUUCCAAGACUACUAUUACUACCUAGAGUUUCCAUUUGCGGAUGGACAGCAUUCGGUUGGUUUUGUUAUGGUUGACACUGUGCUGCUCUGUGGCUCAACCGAUGACUUUGUUGCCAUGCAGCCUCAAGGGCCAGAGAAUAAAAAGAAAGCUGAUGAGCAAUGGGCUUUUAUUGAAAAUUCUUUAAAGAAGAGCAGAGCUGAUUACUUAUUCACUGCUGGUCAUUACCCUGUCUACUCUAUAGCUGAGCAUGGCCCUACAGAUUGCUUAGUUAAACAACUAAAUCCCAUGCUGGAUACUUAUAAAGCCAAUGGUCACUUGUCUGGUCAUGACCACAAUUUACAGCACCUGCAUGUCAAAAGUGAACAGGGAAAUAAUUUAGAUUACUUUGUGUCAGGAAUGGCAAAUUUUGUUGACUUUAGCACCAUUCACAACAGUUCAGUCCCCAUUGACUCUCUCAAGUUCCACUAUGGAAACAUUGCAUCCAAGGGAGGAUUUCUGUAUGCAGAAACUACGACCAGUAACAUGACACUGACCUUUAUUACUGCUGAUGGUGUUCAACUGUAUACCACCACAUUAUGGCCCCGUAAAGUUUAGAAGUUUCUUUCAAAUAAUAAUUCAGUUUAUCACUUUUGUCAAGUUUUUUUUUAAAAGUCAUUCUUCAGAUAAAGAAAUUUUUUUAUAAAUCACAUUUUUAAAUUAAUUUUUUUAACCAAUCACAAUUUUAUUGUAAUCUUGUGAUUAUUGAAAUGCUAUUGAUGUAUGGGAAAUUAGAUGAUCUUCUUCAAUACUCAUUUCCUAAUGUUCAGGGAAAAUCAAGAAGAUUACAUGAAAAUGUACUAUACUUCAGCUUUCCAUUUUGAUACUCAUUUUUAUACUAUUUACAGUGGAAAAAGAAUGAUUUAUAAUUUUUUAUAUAGUUGUGUGGAAUAGAUUGCCUUAUUAAAUCUUUUAUAAUAAUGUACAAUUGAAUUUGUACUUGUAUAUGUAAUAUAAGUUUAAAUAUAAAGAUUAAAUACUAACUUCAAACUUAUGAGCAAGAAUAUUAUAAAUUUCAAAAUUUAUAAAAGCAACUUAGAGGCCAUUAGAUUUGACUCAUUCAUUAUCACAAGGCCUAGUACCCAAUUCAUGCCAGUAGAAAAAUAAUUGAUUGUGUAAAUCAGGUACAUCAGUUUACUUAAGAAAUAUUACAAUAAAAUUUCAUUAACAUCUUUGCAUUCAUUGCUAACUUUUGAUUGACUAACUCACUUUGGUGUUGCUGCAUGAUUUAAAAGUUGAUUGAUUUUGAAUCAUUGAACUUUAACAAACAUAUUAUGUUGUUAUACAAUGAAUUGUAAUAAACAUUUGUCUGCUGAUAACCACUAA
This is a messenger RNA of Physella acuta, 1805 nucleotides long. Its product is annotated as tartrate-resistant acid phosphatase type 5. Lineage: Eukaryota; Metazoa; Mollusca; Gastropoda; Physidae. Gene Ontology annotation, molecular function: acid phosphatase activity. The record is from RefSeq and is a predicted model, not a curated record.